AUGGCCGCGAGGAGUGUGCUUCAGAACGUCAUGGCCCGGCAUCUGUUCUGCUUUGGAUUCAAGGUGGAGGUAGCACUUCACCUGGGCCUGGAUGAUAGCUGCGAUUUUAUUCAGAAGGGAAGAAAAAAACAAAGUGUCCGGAGCAAGGCAGCCCAGGUUCCUCUGCCCAAUCCCGAAUCAGGCCAUUACACCUCACGUGCUAUGAGGCAACAGAGCAAGCGCAGCCAAUCGUGGCUAUAA
Messenger RNA from Rangifer tarandus platyrhynchus (Svalbard reindeer), 240 nucleotides. The record is from the annotation of a GenBank genome assembly. NCBI's taxonomy places the organism in Eukaryota, Metazoa, Chordata, Mammalia, Artiodactyla, Cervidae.